GCACGAACUUCACGCAUGGAAAAAUUAAUUACUCCUCUGUGAGGACAUCAGCUUUUCCUACAGCAUUUCAUUCUGAAGCACUUUUCCAAAAAGAACCUGCAGAAAUGUCAGAGAGGAAACCCAAAAACUCAGACACACGUCCCAAGAAUCUGCGGAGCUGGAGCGCUGAUAGUUACAUCCGCAGUAUUAAAAAACGCUCCCAUGGGUCACGCCAUGAGACAGCGCCCAGAGGGGAAGAGGGGGAAGGAAUUGAUGACCAGACUGUACGCUCUGCUUCUUGUCCCCGGAGACGUCGAGAGCGAAAGUGCAGCUGCACAGUCCCUGGAGAACCAGAUUUGGAUUCUCCUUGCAGGAAAGCCCUGUCCCGUCGGUCUCUGAGGCAGAAGUUUCAGGACGCCGUCGGCCAGUGUCUCCCUCUUCGCAAUCACCACCACCAUCACCACCAGUCCGGUUCCUCACGUCCAUUCUCCAUCCUUUUUUGGUCCAAACGGAAGAUUCAUGUGUCUGAGCUCAUGGAGGACAAGUGUCCUUUCUCUCCGAAAUCUGAACUGGCUCAGUGUUGGCAUCUGAUCAAGAAACAUGGCACUCAUACCAAACCUUCUUUAAGCAUCGAAACCGAACCCAAAUGUCCCUUGUUAUCCUCCUCUCCUCCAACGCUCAUUUCAUGGGAGGAGAUCAGCUCUAGUGGGGCUUCUAGUCUGGAUGACUGGGAUCCGUCUUUUGCACAUGGAGACGCCCAGUGCUGCGCCCACACUGACUACAUCCUGGUUCCUGAUCUGCUUCAGAUCAACAACAGCCCUUGUUAUUGGGGUGUCCUGGAUCGUUUCGAAGCUGAGCAACUAUUGGAAGGGCAACCAGAGGGGACCUUUCUGCUCCGAGACUCUGCCCAGGAUGAAUACCUCUUCUCGGUUAGCUUCAGACGCUAUAGCCGCUCCCUCCAUGCUCGAAUAGAGCAAAACGGGAAGCGCUUUAGCUUUGAUGGCCGUGACCCUUGUAUGUACAGAGAUCCCAGUGUCACGGGCCUGUUGAGGCACUACAGUGACCCGGCCACAUGCUUGUUUUUUGAGCCUCUUCUCUCUCGCCCACUAUCUAGGAACUUUCCUUUCUCUCUGCAGCACAUGUGCAGAGCGGUCAUCUGUAGCUGUACAACAUAUCAGGGAAUUGACACCUUGCCUUUACCCUACAGUUUGAGACUCUUCCUUAGGCAAUACCACUAUAGAUGCAAUGGAGCUUGUGCUGUUUAAAAACAGAAAUGAGAGAAAACUACACGUUGCUACAGAUUGAAAGGCACAACAAAUAUAUUCCACACAACAUGGUGGACUUUGUUAUCAUACAGCACAAAAACAGAUUAUGUUUCUAACAUAAUCUUGUGAAAAACAAAUAUACGCAGGAAAUUGCUUCACAUUUCUAUACUAUUAAGUGUUCUUUUGCAAGUUCUCUAUAUGAAUUUGAUUAGUCUUUUUUCUUGUUUUGUAUUUCUCAUCUGUUAAUACACUUUAUUUACGUCUGUAUGCAAUAUAAAGUUCUGUGCCCUAGAUGUUCAUGAUGAAACAGAAAAUUUAAUGGACCCUUUUCACAUUUCCGGUGUUCUCAGAAGCGAAAGCCGUCAUAGUCGGUUAAACUUAAGAAACGACUAAAGACAAGAUCGUUUAAGGAUGCAUAUUGAGAAAUGCAGCCAGAAGCGAGAAUGAUGUCAGAUUUGUCUGCACCCUCUCCUCCAUUUGAACACCCUCACUGCAGUCUUCGUUUUGUGUUACUUAAUGCCAAGUGAAUAGGCUAUAACACAACGCAUAGCAUAAUAAAUGUGACUAUUUUAAUGAAAAUAUGAAAAACUACUAUUAGAUUUGUGAUGUUAAAAUCUGUGCAAACACAUCAUCAUCAAAGUCUGUUAAAAAGUUGUUUUUUGUUGUUUCUUCUAGUGACAGUUUUAUUGUAAUACUUACCAGAUUCCACUAGAUGGCAGACUUGUAAUACUAACUUGACAUUAACCACUAGAUUCUCUAUCUGACUUAUAUUUUAGAGCUAAACACAGUGCCUAAACCAUUUCUGUUUGAGUUGCCAAACCUUGUCAGUAUAUUAUUGUUUGAUAGACCCGUCCAGUAUUGAAGCAAUUCAACCACAUAUUGUAGCUAUACAUUUUCAAUAAAAACAAGCAAUAGAACCAACAAGUUAAUCGAGGCUGAUUUGUUUCAUUAUGUUUUAUAAUAAGUUUCUAUUCUAAUAGGUGAAAAUAUGUGCUGCUAUUUAUGAAUAUUUUGAAUUAUUAUG
This is a messenger RNA of Carassius gibelio (silver crucian carp), 2268 nucleotides long. RefSeq names its product suppressor of cytokine signaling 4-like. Gene Ontology annotation, biological process: phosphatidylinositol phosphate biosynthetic process; intracellular signal transduction. The record is from RefSeq and is a predicted model, not a curated record. Gene Ontology annotation, cellular component: phosphatidylinositol 3-kinase complex. The coding region runs from base 105 to 1244 and encodes 379 amino acids. NCBI's taxonomy places the organism in Eukaryota, Metazoa, Chordata, Actinopteri, Cypriniformes, Cyprinidae. Gene Ontology annotation, molecular function: 1-phosphatidylinositol-3-kinase regulator activity. The transcript is spliced from 2 exons.